Micropterus salmoides (largemouth bass) is the source of this 3096-nucleotide messenger RNA. RefSeq names its product protein TsetseEP-like. The record is from RefSeq and is a predicted model, not a curated record. The coding region runs from base 243 to 1064 and encodes 273 amino acids. Lineage: Eukaryota; Metazoa; Chordata; Actinopteri; Centrarchiformes; Centrarchidae. The transcript is spliced from 4 exons.
UUCUGACUACAUUUAAAUUUGUGAUAAAGAGGAACAUUAUGCUCAGUGCUUUGUUUUUCUACAAAGUACUUUUAAUGCAUCUGGAGCAGUACAAUUAGCGUAAAUAUUUGGGAAUAUAACAGAAAUGUACAUGGCCCAAAAAUAUUAACUAGGCCUUUAAGCCUUAAGUGACUUUUUAUACUUUUUUUUCUUCCUCAGGUGGCUCCUUUUGGCGUUUGGGUAAUGAACGCUCUGAUGCUGAAAUGCCUCCUGAUGAUCCAGUCCCCACUGAUGACCAGGAAGAGGAAGAAGAGAUUGACGUUGUCGGGCUGGACGGGCUUCAGGAGGCUGAGGUUGAGCCUCGUGAAGGUAAUAGAGAGUUGAAUCAUAAUGCUGAAGAAAAUGCCAGACCUCCUUCUCCUCCACUCCGGCAGGUUCCACCACAACAAGGUCCUGCUGUUCCUUUUCCUCUUUACUACCCUGCUCCCUAUGCUGUUCCUGUUGCUGUUCCUGUUGCUGUUCCUGUUGCUGUUCCUUUUGCUGUUCCUGUUGCUGUUCCUGUUGCUGUUCCUGUUGCUGUUCCUUUUGCUGUUCCUGUUGCUGUUCCUGUUGCUGUUCCGCAUCCUGUUCCUUACGCUCAUGCUUUUCCUUAUGAUGAUCCUGCAUUUCUUCCUGCUUAUCCUUAUGCAUUUCCUCAUGCUGCUCCUGCUUUUCCUUUUCCUGCUCCUCCGUUUCCUCCUGCUGCUCCUGCGUUUCCUGAUCCUCACCCGGUCCCUGACCCUGUUCCUCCCGUUGAGCAUCAUGAAGCUCUUGAGGAGCUGAUUGCCAGGUACCGACACGGGCAGCCCGAAGAGGACGAGGACUCUGAGAUUGACGUCGUUGAAAUUGAAGAUGAAGAAGGGAUUAGGAUUCCUGAACUUGAUGUUGAGGACAUGGGGCCACUCACCGUGGAAGAUUCUUUUGAGAAGGACUCACCCUCAGCUUCUGGCCUCAGCUCCCGCACAAGGAGGCGCAGAGAAGAGAGCGACGGGGAGGAGGCUGCUGCUAAAAGGCCACGGUGGUCUAAAGAGAGUCACUCAGAUUGACUCUAUAAUGAGCUACAGGACUACAGGACAUCAGAGAAAUCACACAUUGGUCCUUCAUCACUGCCAAAUCACAGCUAUCAAGAACUUCACCACACCAGGACAUCUGGUGGGAUGGAUGCAGACUGGCCUUCACGUCUGGCAGGACCAGUGAUUCCCAAGGUAGCCUCUGCUUCUGGCAAGGCUGGUGACAACCCAGCUAGCGUCUUGCACUGGGAUCUGUGUAUAUCAUGUUGGCAGGGUUGAUGGAUUGACCCUUUUUUACUCCUUGGCUGGGCAACCAAAGCCCCAGGUAGCCUUUGCGUCUUGCAGGGCUAUCAAUAUCCCAGCUAGCGUCUUGCACUGGGAUCUGUGUAUAUCAUGUUGGCAGGGUAGAUGGAUUGACCCUUUUUUACUCCUGAGGGCUGGCCUUAGCGUCUGGCUGGGCAACCAAAGCCCCAGGUAGCCUUUGCGUCUUGCAGGGCUAUCAACAUCCCAGGUAGCGUCUUGCACUGGACUCUUUUACACCACCAACUCAUUUUUGGCACGGUGGCUGGAUCGACCUUUCUUUCAUCCUGUGGACCGCCCUUUGCGUCUGGCAGGGCCAGUGUUGCCCCAGGAAGCCCUCGUGUCUAGGAGGGCUGUCGACACCUCGUGCAUGGAGCCUUCACGCCUGGCAGGACAUGAACCCCUAGCUUGAUCAUGUAGAGAGAGAGAGAAGAAGCUGCAAUGAAGAAACAUAAGACAAAGCACUAUAGUAUGCUCCAGUAUCAAUAUUCUCCAGAGGUAUAAAAAUGUUUGGAUAACUUCUACUACUCCUGCCAUUGGCUCAACUCGACAAAAAAGGUAAGCAUAAGUCUUUGGAUUGUAAACAAGUGACUUAGAAUCAGAAUCAAACUCAAAUCCUGUUUAUUCAAAUAGUAUAAUUUAUCCAUAAUUCAAAGAUAGUCUUACUAUUGUUUUUCUAUAUUAUUUCACUUUUAUCUUCCUCCAUCACCUGAGCUGCUGCUGUUCACCAAGGGGGAAAAAAAGUGAGUACGAGCUUCUGACCUGAAGUAAAAAUAAUCUAUUGCAUAUGCUGCUCCUGUUUAGCUAUACAGUAUAUAUUAUCCCUAAUUAAAAAAAUCAAGGUUAUCACUAUUUAUAUCAUAUUCAUUAUUUUGUGAUUGAGAGACUAGUCAUCUUACUAACCAUUAUCUGUCUUCCUCUACUUUUAUCUUACUCGACCACCUGAGCUGCAAUCGUUCACUGUGGUUGGAAAAGGUGAGUACGAGCUUCUGACUUCAACAAGCUAACAUAUAAAGCCAGAGAAAGUCACGUUAUUUUACGGUUAUCCUUGUAAUAUCACUUAUUCAUGAAAUAAAAUAUUAUUUGUCUUACUGACCAUUAUCUCUUUCUUCUCUUUUCAUACUCCACCAUCGGAGCUGCUGCCAUUAACUGUGGAUGAAUAAGGACAGCAGAUGUACUGUUUAAACUAGCUAACAUUCUGUGUGCUCUCAUUUAUACACAUAUCAUCACUUGUUCUCUUCUAUUGUGCUCUACCACCUGAGCUGCUACAGUUCCCUGUGGACUAAAUGGGGGACUAUUGUACCUUUCAGUAAAGGGAUGAAAAGUCCCUUUUCUUGUAAUCGACUGCAUUAGUGUGUGCUGUGAAGUUAGCGCUCUGAUUGACCCAGUGUUCCUGCAGUUCCCACAGGGUUUCUUGACAACAAAGAUGAAAUGCUGACAUCUGACCCACAGGACAAGCUGGAGAGCAGGCAGAGAGGCUCAGUGUUCCUGCUGUACAUCCAAGUUUACCUUGACAAGAAAAGUUUGAACCUGACCCGAACAGAACGACGGCUAACCACAGGACGAGCUGGAGAUCAGCGCUCCUCAGUGUUUCUAAGGUGGGACUCCUCUUGUGUCUUUGGCAGUCAGGGGUCCCCUGAGAGAGGGUGUCACACAAAACCACACAAAGCUAGCCUCACAGUAGUCCGCUGGGCACUUUGUCACCCUACUUUCUCAACUGAGCUGGUUUGGUGUUGCAUUCAGUAAAACACUCAGAAAUCUAAAGUGA